AUGCCUUCUGUGCAUCUGUUGGACUAUGUUGCGGGGAAUGUGAGGUCCUUGGUGAACGCAAUCAACAAGGUCGGCUACGACGUGGAAUGGAUCAAGUCACCAGAAGAAGUCCGCAAUGCAGAGACCUUGAUCCUGCCAGGGGUGGGGCAUUUUGGACAUUGCCUCUCGCAGCUUUCAUCUGGCGGCUUUCUAGAACCCAUCAAGGAGCACAUCCAGUCGGGGAAGCGUUUCAUGGGGAUCUGUGUUGGUCUUCAGGCGCUGUUUGAAGGAUCAGAAGAAGACCCCCAGAUUUCUGGUUUGGGCUUGAUUCCCUCUCGGCUGCGCAAAUUUGACGACACGGUUAAAAGCGUACCGCAUAUUGGAUGGAACUCAGCGAUAGGCAGCCAAUUUGAGGGCUCUGCAGCGUCCAACUUUUACGGAUUGCGCGAAGAAAGCAAGUACUACUAUGUUCAUUCAUACGCCGCACCUUACGAAGCCGGCGUUUUGGAGAAGCAGGGCUGGUCAGUCGCCACGGCUCACUACGGAGAAGAAGAAUUUAUUGGUGCCAUAGCGCGUGGAAAUGUUUUUGCAACACAGUUUCAUCCAGAGAAGAGUGGACAAGCUGGGUUGCGCACUAUUCGCGCAUUUUUGGAUGGACAGCUUGUCGAGAAACAGGAGAGCUCGGUGGCCCCCAAUGACCGGAAAGAUGGAUUGACUCGGAGAGUUAUUGCUUGUCUUGACGUCCGCACUAACGAUGAAGGCGACUUGGUUGUCACAAAGGGAGACCAGUACGAUGUGCGAGAAAAAGGCGGAGUUUCUGCUGGGGGGCAAGUGAGGAACUUAGGGAAGCCUGUCGAUAUGGCUAGGAAGUAUUACGAGCAGGGAGCAGACGAGAUCACGUUUCUAAACAUAACGUCUUUCCGCAAUUGUCCUGUUCAGGACUUGCCUAUGCUGGAGAUUCUACGACGCACAUCGGAAACAGUCUUUGUGCCUUUGACAAUUGGAGGAGGCAUACGAGAGAUGACGGAUACCGAUGGCACAAAGAUCUCGGCAUUGGAUGUUGCGAAAAUGUAUUUCCAGUCGGGUGCAGACAAAGUCAGUAUAGGGUCUGAUGCCGUUAUUGCCGCAGAGGAAUAUUUCCAAAGCGGAAAGAAGCUGUCAGGCACUACAGCAAUAGAGCAGAUCUCCAAGGCGUAUGGGAACCAAGCCGUUGUUGUCAGCGUCGACCCUAAACGCGUUUAUGUUAGUGGUCCUGAAGCCACAAGCCACCACACCAUCAAAACUGCGUUCCCAGACCCCAACGGACAAGACACAUGCUGGUAUCAAUGCACUAUCAAGGGCGGCAGAGAGAUGCGCGACAUUGAUGUUCGACAACUCGCACAAGCGGUGGAGGCCAUGGGAGCAGGCGAGAUUCUCCUGAACUGCAUCGACAAGGAUGGAAGCAACAGCGGCUUCGACCUGGAGCUGAUACAGGAUGUUAAAGAUGCCGUCAAAAUCCCAGUAAUUGCUUCCAGCGGAGCCGGAAACCCGUCACAUUUUGCGGAUGUCUUCGCAAAGACAACCACAGAUGCAGCACUAGGAGCUGGCAUGUUCCAUCGCGGCGAGUUUACUGUAGAAGAUGUGAAGAAUUAUUUGGUGGACAAUGGAUUUUUGGUUCGGAAGUAUGAAACAGAGUAA
Messenger RNA from Talaromyces atroroseus, 1656 nucleotides. RefSeq names its product Imidazole glycerol phosphate synthase hisHF. The record is from RefSeq and is a predicted model, not a curated record. Gene Ontology annotation, molecular function: imidazoleglycerol-phosphate synthase activity; oxo-acid-lyase activity. The coding region runs from base 1 to 1656 and encodes 551 amino acids. The transcript is spliced from 3 exons. Lineage: Eukaryota; Fungi; Ascomycota; Eurotiomycetes; Eurotiales; Trichocomaceae. Gene Ontology annotation, biological process: L-histidine biosynthetic process.